UUACUUACUUUUUACUCUAUUUGCACCCCCCUACUUUUUCAUCCAAACAACAAUUUACCCCUCCACUUACACCCUCCACCAAGUUGCACCCCCCAACAAUUUACCCCUCAACUUGUACCCCCCUCGAACUUGCACCCCCCUUGUUGCCAAACAUAGUGUAAGAGAUUUGCGAUUCCGGAGUUCAGACUUCAGACCCAGACGCAGAGGGACAGUGUUUGUGGUGCUGGCGAAAUUUGUGUAACAAAGCGAGUUCGCCACUGGUAUACCAACCGGAAACGGGUAUUUUGGUAAUAACCCAAAUCCGUCCUUUUUUUAGAGUUAUCGAUGUUCAACUACUCGUUAUAUUUGUUACGAGAUGGGUUUUGGUAUUAAAAAUCUCAACUUCGGGUACCCUUAAGUUACCCGCUAAUACCCAUUUGGGUAGUUUCGGUACUUGUAUUACCCAUUAGAAUUAUUAAAUUUAUUUAGCCCAAAUCUAAAAUCCAGCUCAAGCCCAGUCGUAGUCCAGCCCAUUUCCUAAACUUUAGUAGGCCGUCAGGCCCUCUCUCUUACCUCUCCCCUCACUCGGCCCUCGGGGACUACUCUCCCCUCCAAUCGGAAGUCUUGUGUCUCGACUUGCUGCAGUUGCUGCCUGCUGCUCUCCAUCGAACUCGCCAACUCGGAAGGAGGCAGAAUGCAAUAGUGUAGACAUUCCAUACAUAGUUUCAGAGCAAGAAUGUUGCUUUGCCCUGAGCCCGACGACGACAACUCUCCCUGACUCCUUGAUUCGGGCCUAAUUGCACAUGUUUUGCCCUCGUUUUACUUAGGCGUUUGUGCCAAAUUCACUCCUUAAGGUUGGUUUUAUGCUAGGUUCUUCGUGUUCGAGUGUGUUUCAGGAUUCAGCAGAUGAAACACGCCUCGGAGUUGAAAGAUUGGCGAAAAGGAUCGAAAACCGGGAGAAGAGGUGAAAAAGAGCCAGUUCACGGCUAACAAAGGGAGUUCACGGUCUUGCAUUACCGUGAAGAAGAGGAGUGGACCAUGAAUUGCGAGGCGUCCAGAGCCAAAGUGAAGGUUAGUGACGCAAGGUGAGUUCACGGUCACUAAGACCGUGAACAAAGGCAGUUGACCAUGAACUCGAGUGAACGAUGCGGCGUGUUUUGGCGCACGCCUGCAGUUCACGGAUGCGUUUCAUGGUUCAUGGCCGUGAACUCAGGCCAUGAACUAAGCUUAUCUCUAGUUUAAAAGAUGAGCUUAAAGGAGGAGAGAGAGAGAGAGAGGAGAGCCCAUUUGGUGGAAAAGCCUUCUUCUACAUUCUAGAGAGAGAAACACGGACCGAAAGGAGAAGAAGGCUAGGGUUUAGCUUCAAGACAUAUUCUGGGAAGAUUUCAUCCAAGGAAAGCUCAAAUCAAGGGCCAAGAAGACUGGUAGCAUCCUUCAAAGAUGGUUUACAUCUCUUUCCCUUUUCUUUUCCCCACUUCUAGCAUGGAGUAGACAUGCUUUCACUUGGGUGUUGUGAAACCCUAACUCUACCAUGUAGUUUUCUUUUAUGUGUAUUGGAUGAUUGUCAUUGGGUAUUGUUCAAUUCAAUGAUAGGGGUAUUAUUUAUCAGGAUUGUGCAUGCUUAUGCUUCGCAACUUAGGGGUUGUGCAUGUUUUGUGCUCUUUCACAUAGCAUGGUAGCAGUUAAGGGGGGAGCGACACCCGAGUGAUCUUUCCACCAAAGAGUUAUCAAAACCAUUUACCUUUGCUUUCUUUCAUUUCAAUUAGCAAACCUUUAAACCAAAUUUUGUUGCUAGAUUAUGAUUUCAACAACUAAAGUAGGGGUAAACGGACCGGCCCGGGUCGAUAUCUAAAUACUUGCCCUAUACUACACCCGAUUAGAGUUUAAAAACUUGGGCUCUAGUUAGGAUUUUAUUGUGGUGUAGCUUCGUGCGAGUCAAGUUUUUGGCGUCGUUGUAGGGGAACACGAUUUGUUAUUCUCAAAAAGUUGUUGGUUGUUAAUCUGGCUUUUAAUUUCCAGUUUACAAGUGUGUGUUCUUGGCUUGUGCUAGACUUGGUGUGUUUUCCGAAUGUGUGUAGGCGGUGCAUGACCCGGAGCAACCCGGCACCUUUGCUACCGCUUGAUGAGGAAAUAAACCGAACUCUCCGACUCCUAGCACGGGAGAGAGAUCUAACGGAGGCAAGGAGAAGAAGUGAAAGAGGGGGACAACGUUUGGGUCUCGGUGUUAGUGGAGAAGUAGUUGAAGAAGUGGAAGUUGAACCCGUCAUUGAAGUGAAAAUGGCGGGAAACCAAAGGCAAGAUGGAGCCGCUCAAGCCCUUCAGUUGAACGAUGCGACAGAGGAAUAGGAUGCCCCGAGGACGAUGGGGUACUAUAUGGCCCGAAGGCCGGCAGACAUUCAAUCGCCAUCCUACAUCCUCCAGUGGCGACAAACAAUUUCGAGAUCAAGCCGGCUCUAGUGACUAUGAUACAAAGUAAUGCCCUAUUACACGGCUUUGAGAGCGAGUCACCAAGAGAACAUGUGCAGAGAUUCUUGGAGCUUGCGGGGAGUUUGAAAAUUAAUGGUGUGUCGGUCGAAGUUUUGCAACUAAGGCUUUUCCCUUACUCACUCUCGGGGAAAGGUACCUCGGUCUAUCAACUCAUGGGACGACCUCCUCAACAAGUUUAUGGCUCGUUAUUGCCCGCCUUCGAAGAUGGCGGAGUGGAGAAAGAAGAUUACACAUUUCUAGCAAGAAGAGGACGAGACCUUGAGGGAUGCUUGGGAGAGGUACUCCGAUUACUUUCUUCAGUGCCCUCACCACGGGUGUGAAGAACAGUUCUGGAUCGAAACCUUCUAUGGAGGCCUAAUGCAAGAAGAUAAAAUCCUCAUUGACUCCUUUUGUCAAGGGAAAUUGAUGAAUAUGGCUCCACCCCAAAUAACCGAGAUACUUGAAGACAUGGCCCUUUGGAGAUACGAUUGGGGGUUGACUAUAAGUGGAAGAAAAAGCAAUGAUAGGGGAGUGAGAAGCAUGGGAGCGAGUGCUCCGCUUGAGGCGAAGUUGGAUAAGUUGCUUGAGGUUAUGCUUGAAGAUAAAAGGCAAGGAAAACGAACGGUAAUGUCGUGCGACUAGUGUUCGAGCACUAGCCACGAGAUGGCAGAGUGCCAAGCAAUGAAGGAGGCAACCACUCUGGAGGAACAAGUCAAAUUCGUGGCAAAUGCUAGGGUCAACAACCCGUAUAGCAAUACUUAUAACCCCGGAUGGAGGAACCACCCCAACUUCUCUUGGUCAUCACCGACUAAUCCGAGGCCUCCGGGUUUUCAAGGCCCCACGGGAAAUUUCCAACCUUGGUCAUUCAACAAAGACCUCAACUCCAAGGCUCAAACUUCCAACAACCGUAUCAAUCACAAGGUGCCCUAGGGUUUCAACAACAACAACCCGACAAGUUAUCAAAGCUUGAGGACCUAGUGCACACCUUUGUGAGUACGAGUAGCCAAAAGGUCGAAAAGAUUGAGCAAUUUAUGGAUGUGGCAACUACCAAGUUUACCUCAGUUGAGGCGGGUCUGCGAAAUCAUCAAGCGGGCCUUCAAAACUUGGAGGUGCAAAUCGGCAACCUUACUGGUAUCCUCACCGAGAGACCCAAGGGAGCUUUACCUUCCCAAACCGUGGUGAACCCCAAGGACCAAGUGAUAGAGAAUGAAGAUUCCAACAAGGAAGAAACCAUCCCGAAGAAGGGAGAAAAGAAGUCCUCGGGAAUAGAGGAAGGCGUCAAGGAAGGCAUUGCCAGAGGAUGGAUACGUGCCACCUCUUCCUUAUCCCACAAGAAUGUACAAGGAGAGGUUAGAGAACGAGUGUGGAGGGUUCAUGGAAAUGCUCCGCAACCUCCACCUCAACAUCCUGUUCCUUGAAGUCAUGGCUCAAAUGCCAAGAUAUGCCAAGUACCUCAAAGGAUUCCUCAUCGAGAAGCCAAGGCUUGAAGGCCUCGCCAACUUAACUCUUGGCGAGGAGUGUUCGGCUUACCUCCUCGACUGCUUGCCCAAAAAGCGGUCCGACCCAGGUAGCUUUACUAACCCUCUUGAUAUUGGUGAUCACCAUAUAGACAAUGCCUUGGUGGACCUAGGAGCUAGUGUGACUGUGAUGCCCUACAAGCUUUUCAAAAAGUUAGAAGUAGGUGAACUUAAGACCUCUAAGCUUAGCAUCUCCUUAGCCAACCGUUCGGUCAUUAGCUCGAGAGGUAUAAUGGAGGACAUGAUGGUGAGAGUGGACAAGUUUUGCUAUCCCACCGAUUUCGUGACUCUCGACAUAAGUGAGGACUCAGAUAUGCCCCUCAUCCUCAGUCGUCCCUUUCUUGCAACCACCAAGGCAUUGAUAGACGUUAAUGAGGGAACCCUAAUUUUGUGGGAUGUUAAGGAGAGAAUCAAGCUUGAAAUUGAUCCUAGGGUUUGGAGUGAUGAAGUGAAGAGAGUGAUUUCAAAUGAUGUGAAUGAGAGUGGAGGAGAGCCUCUCAAGGCAAACCCCACCGUUACUUGUGUUGAUGAUGUUGAGCAGGAAGUUAAGAAGGGUCCUAAGCCCAAAGGAUCGAGGAGGAGUGCUUGGAGAAGAAGGAUGAAGGGAGUUUUAGUCCGGAAGAUGGGGGAGGCCGAAGGAAUGUUAGCCAACCAAGAGGGCCAACUUAAGGAGCCUAAGAUGGGAGGCUACAAGCCUCGGUCCGAGAGUGUGGUGGAUCCGCUCUCGGUGGCAUCAUGUUUGAAGUCGUGAUUGAUCAGUAACUGUCAAGCUAAUUACGAUAAACAAGCGCUUGUUGGGAGGCAACCCAACGGAGGUUUGUUUUCUUUUCCUUAGUUUUCAUUUUAGUGUUUUGUGAAGAGUUCAAGUGGUGAAGUGGUGUCCCCAUGCCGGGUGUUGUGGUUUUGCGGUUUAUGGUUGUGUUAUGAUCAAUUAGGGGGCACGGAGGAAUAGGUUCAGUCAAACUUUUUGCAGAAGUUCCCUGUUUUCACUUGAGUUCACGGACGGAUUUUUGAGUUCACGGUCUUAUAAGACCGUGAACAGGCAAACGCGUCUGUUAACUGGGUACUGAUGCAUGUUCGCCAACUGUCAACCACUCCGUUUUCACGGACGCGUUUGAGAGUCCACGGUUGCUAGGACCGUGAUCUGGGCAAUCCGUCCGUGAACUCUGAGUUGUGCCUAUAAAAGGGGCAUGAACGG
This is a messenger RNA of Linum trigynum, 5160 nucleotides long. The record is from the annotation of a GenBank genome assembly. NCBI's taxonomy places the organism in Eukaryota, Viridiplantae, Streptophyta, Magnoliopsida, Malpighiales, Linaceae.